AUGCCGGGGCGGGUGCUGCAUACCAUGGAACCUCUUGCUGCUGGGGUUGCGGCUGACAGAUUUUGCAGCCAGUUCCUCUCCAGCUGCAGCAGCAGCAGCAGCAGCAGCAGCGGGAACAUCCCGUCUGCUGCUCUUUUUUUCUUCGGAUGCGCCGACCCCCAGCUGCUGCGAGCUGCCUCUGCAGCAGGAGGGCUGCAGCAGGCGGCAGCACAGGCAGCAGCUCUAGCAGUGCCACUGCAGCAGCAGCAGCAGCAGCAGCAACAGCCGCAGCUGGUGGCAGCCAUCAUCCUGGGUGUUUCUGUCUCUGCUGCGGAGGCAGUUAUGGGGCCAGACGCGGGAGCAGCAGCAGCAGCAGGAGCAGCAGCAGCAGCAGCAGCAGCAGAAGGGGAAACCUUGCUCAGCUGCCCUUUGUCUGCUGGGCACCAUCAACAGCAGCAGCAGCAGCAGCAGCAGCACUUGUCAGCUGCCCUGCUCUGCGCAGUUUCUCCGGGCGUAUGCCGCGUCGAGACGAAGUUGCUGCUGCAGGACGUGCAGCCGCGCAUGCUGGUUUGCGGGAGGCCCACUGCGAAUGAAGGCACCACAGCAGCAGCUGCUGCCGCUGCAGCAGCACCAGCAGCAGCAGCAGCAGCAGCGGAACCCCCCAAACUGGUGUCCCCUUUGAUGCUGCUGCCGGCCGCAUUCUUUUCUGGCUGCGACUCUGUGCUGCUGCAACGCCAGGGCCUCUUAGCCGUUGCUGCGACGGAGCGCAUUCUUCCGAUCUUUAAGGUGGUGUACAGUUAA
Molecule: messenger RNA, 780 nt
Organism: Eimeria tenella
Lineage: Eukaryota; Apicomplexa; Conoidasida; Eucoccidiorida; Eimeriidae
Exons: 5
Coding region: 1-780 (259 amino acids)
Source: RefSeq, a predicted model, not a curated record